AUGGCUGCACGGAAGAAAAAUAUUACAAAAAGUAAGUGAAUAAUCUGGUAUCCUCAAAUAUUCCUAUUUUUCAGAAAAAACUACGAAAAAAUCAGAAUCAUCUCAAAUGAAAUUAGAUGAUGAAAUGCCACAAAGAAAGAAAAUUCCGAAAGUCGAGAAAAAAUCAAGUAUAUUCAGUGAUCAUGAAGAGAUCGAUUCGAUAUCUAAUAGUCUCGUCGACAAAUUUGAAUCAAGCAAAGAAUAUCAACAAUUAGAAGUUUUAUGGCAUGCAAUUGUAAAAAAUAUGGAGAUUAGAAUUGUUAAAUUGUAAGAAAUUUUUUUCAAAGAAGUCAGAAAACAAACGAUUUUUACAGGUACUUUGAAACUCUUCGUAAUAUGUUAAUUGGAAAUUUCUCGCUCAAAGAAAAUAUACAAAAUCGAGUCAAAGCAUUUCCAAAAGAUAUGAAAAAGGUUCAUGGAAGAUUUAUCGAUCUUUUAUCAAAAGUCAAAACUAUGGUGAGUAAAAAAUUGAAGAAAGAGAAUUAGACAUAUAUUAAUUCAAUUUUAAUCUUGAUAAAACAAAUAAACGCGGGUAGAUCAAAAUAUAGUCAAAAAGUUUUGUAAGUCUAAAUUUUUCCAGUACCAUCAAAAAUCUCAACGUGGUUCCAAUCAAAAAUCAAAAACUGAAGCUGUAAAAGUGUUAUCGUCUCUGUACAAUGGUGUUCUUCCUUUGAACACAACAAUAAAUCGACCAACAAUCACAAGAAUCUCAAGUUCAACUCGAGAUGAAAUCAAGAAUUGUAUUCAUUCUACGGAAGCAUCUCAAAAAAUGACUCGAUCUCGUGCGAAUUACAAAUCUGAACCAAUGAAAAUGCCAAAAUGCUUGUAA
Messenger RNA from Caenorhabditis angaria, 868 nucleotides. The record is from the annotation of a GenBank genome assembly. Lineage: Eukaryota; Metazoa; Nematoda; Chromadorea; Rhabditida; Rhabditidae.